AUGCCCCCGACGAUGACCGCCUCUACUUCCUCCAUAACCGCCCCACCGCAAAAUGCCUCGAGCAGUAACAGCAAUACUCCUCGAUCCUCGACUCCUACAACAACCCAGCCGCAGGCCUCCCAAAACAUCUCUUCGCUGGUAGCAACUAUCCUCAAAACGUCCGGACGGGAACCGCCGCCACUUGUGGGCUCGUCAACAACAAUUAUCGGCGAUACCCUCUACGCAUUUGGUGGUCGGUUGCUUUCACGGACAAAGUCCCAGCUAACAUGCGAUAUGUAUGCGCUCGAUUUGAUCACUCGAUCAUGGUCAAAACUAGAAGCAAGAGGAGAUAUUCCACGGCCGAGAUAUUUUCACAGUGUCUGUGCGUUAGGGGGCACGAAGCUAGUCUGUUUUGGUGGCAUGUCGCCUGCGGCCACCAGCCCUCCACAAACCAAUGGAACCAGUGGUACAAAUGGGAAUACUGCUACUUCGCCCGGAGGAGACUCACAAAAUGAUGUUAUGGUCAUGUCGGAUAUACACAUCUACGAUAUUCUCUCGCAAACAUGGACUUACAUACCUACAUUGAACCCACCGGAGGGGCGAUAUGCUCAUUGUGCGACCAUACUCCCAACAAGUGCAACUUUCACAUCCACAAACAGCGUAGCCGCACCCCUUGUUGGGGGCCUUGGGCUUGAAGGUUUUGGAGGUGCGGAAAUGGUAAUUGUGGGCGGUCAAGAUUCUGCGAAUCAUUAUAUCGAGGAGAUCAACGUUUUCAAUCUUCGAUCCUUGAAAUGGACAUCAACCACACCGUUGGAUAGGUCUUGCGGGGCAUAUAGGUCGGUUGUUGCGCCGUUGGGUCGGGGAUUGACCGCAUCAUCUAUCGGAGCGGGGCGCAAUAGUCCGUACAUGGGUCCAGAAGAAAAUCCGCCCUUCCCCGCCGCCGCAAAUGGCCAGUCUACUUCUCAGGUUCAGACGAGUGAAACUAAUGCUAUGUUGAUCUACUCAAACUAUAACUUUCUGGAUGUCAAGCUCGAGUUGCAGAUUCGGCUACCGGAUGGCACCCUUACCGAGAGGCCCAUGAACGGGCAAUUCUCGCCACCCGGUCUCCGGUUUCCCAAUGGCGGGGUUCUGGAUAACCAUUUUGUCGUCAGCGGCACUUACCUGACGAGCAGCAAACAGGAGUACGCUCUCUGGGCCUUGGAUCUACGAACACUUAUCUGGUCACGUAUUGAUGCGGGCCAAGCAUUUGCCCAGGGAUCAUGGAACAGGGGAAUUCUAUGGAGUAAACGUAAUGCCUUUUUGAUAUUGGGGAAUAAGAAUCGGUCUCUAGUGGAGGAUUAUAAUCAUCGCCGGAUUAAUUUCUCUCAUCUGUGCAUGGUUGAAUUGGAAGCAUUUGGUUUAUAUGAGAAUCCAAGAAUGGACUCUCGCUCGUCCCUUCAACGCUCCUGCUCUGUUGCGGCGCAGGAGCUCGGUAGGAUGGUACUCGGCAUGAAAGAAAUGGCUGAUAUGGAAUUUCUCGCUGUCGGCGGUGAGCGUGUUCCUGUCAAUUCGCGAAUUGUAGCUCGCCGCUGGGGGCCAUACUUCCUUGGGCUGCUGAAUGCAUCAAACAAAGAACUUCCUUCACCAACUGGGAAGAACCACAACUCAGCCGCUACAAUAACGCAACAAUCACUUUCCCAGUCGGCUCAAAAGUCGGAAAUACAACCUCCCACAACCGCGCAAUUUAAUCCAUUGGAUCGCCCACGAACUUUAUAUCUCCCACACACCCUCCAGACAUUAGUUACUCUUGUUCACUACCUCUACACAUCUACCCUUCCCCCGCCAAACCACCCUCAAUCAUCCCCACAAAUUCUCUGUUCCCUCCUACAAAUCGCCCAACCAUACCAGGUAGAAGGCCUUUUAGAGGCUGUGGUCGAGCGCCUCCACCAGGUCCUCGAUGGUAGGAAUGCCGCGGCAGUCUUCAAUGCUGCAGCCAUGGCCGCUGGUGGUGGCAACGGUGGAAAGCGUGAGCCAGUGGAAAACCCUGGUGGCACAGGAGACGAAUGGAGAGGCGGAGUCAGCAGCGUGAUCGGUCUACAAAAGCGAGGCCUAAGGGGCCUGAUGGAGGGAAGGCGAAUGCGAGAAAGGGGAAGGAGCAUGGGAUCAACCGGGACUGGAACAAAGUCCUCCGGGGCACAAACAGAUCAAGGGACUUUCGGCGUUGGAGUUGGAGCUUCCUAAUGCGGAUACGACGGGUUGUCUUUACUUUUUUCGGAUUUGUUUGACGGCAGGCAUAGAUGGGCUUUGUUGGAUUGGUUUAUUUAUUUAUUUAUUUGGUAUUUCGUGCUCUGGAAACGAGAGGGGGGGUGUAAAGGGAGGGGAAGUCUAUUUCGUCGACGUUGUUUCCAUGCAGAUGGCAUGUACUACCUGCAUAUUUUAAUAUUUCAUACAAAGCGAUGUUAUGCUUUCUUUAUUUUCAACAUCCCCCCCCUUCCCUCCCCGUUUUUUCUCCCCGUUUUUUUCCACGAAACUGUCCUCAUUUUUUAUACCUUUUUUCAAAUCCACGACAUGAAUGAUACCCAUGUUUUUCUUAUCUAUCUUCGCGAUGCAAAGAUCGGAAGAUUGGCUGUAUAUAUUCUAUUUCUAGUCCCCGAGAUGGGAAAGCGGGUGAGUGAGGAAAAAGGGUCGAAUAUAUUCUGUUUGAGUGAUGGUGACAUUUUUUUCCCCGAAAGUAUAUGAUGAAGCAGCCUUGGAGAUUUGUUCCGCGUUCUC
Tuber melanosporum (Perigord truffle) is the source of this 2730-nucleotide messenger RNA. RefSeq lists its product as uncharacterized. Gene Ontology annotation, cellular component: cytosol; mitochondrion. Gene Ontology annotation, biological process: cell redox homeostasis. Gene Ontology annotation, molecular function: protein binding. The transcript has a single exon. The coding region runs from base 1 to 2199 and encodes 732 amino acids. NCBI's taxonomy places the organism in Eukaryota, Fungi, Ascomycota, Pezizomycetes, Pezizales, Tuberaceae. The record is from RefSeq and is a predicted model, not a curated record.